Striga hermonthica is the source of this 456-nucleotide messenger RNA. Lineage: Eukaryota; Viridiplantae; Streptophyta; Magnoliopsida; Lamiales; Orobanchaceae. The record is from the annotation of a GenBank genome assembly.
AUGAUUUUCUUCUCCACUCUCUUCCUCGAAUUAGCAAUAUUCUUACACGGCGCGGCCAAAAUCUCCACCCGAAGAAAGUCGACACGAACCGAACACUUUCUUGAAAUCAUCGGUCAAAAAUCCCACGAGUACAUAUACAAAACCGAGUCACCAUUCGAGCCUCGUGAUCGUCAUGAGGAGUGUAGUGUGUGCUUGUCACUCUUUGAAGAAGGGGAUGAGGUUAGAAAUUUGAAGUGCAACCACACAUUCCACAAGGACUGCAUCGACACGUGGCUGCAGCGAGAGUCUGCCACGUGUCCGCUGUGCCGUGGGGUCGUCUUGCCGCCGGAGAUGGUGGCGGCCGGCCGCCUGUAUGAUCCCGCGGACGAUGAUGGUGAUGAGGUAAUGGUGUUGUUUGCAUUACAUGGGAGUUAUUCCCUGAGAUUUUUUUGUUUUGUGAACACUUUGUUUUCAUGA